AUGGUCUACUCGGGCUAUCGCUCCCGCCCAAGCCGCAAAUUCACGCCGAUCGCAUGGUGUCAAAAUAUGGCCUCCUUAGCGGGCCGGUGUCCCCGGAUUAACCGUCUGGACCGUGCACCACGCCUAGAAGAUCUUCAUCGAUCCAUCUUGCGACAACCAGCCCUUGGCCAGUAUGUUCGUCAUGUGGAGAUGGAUCGCUCCUGGGAGUCCUUGGCCUAUGCAAACAAUCCACCCGAUCUGAAUAACAGGAGAGAGAUAAGAGAGGAGGACCAGAAACUACUAGAGGUCGCAGUGAACCAGGCCGGAUUCAAAGGCAAGCAAUAUGACAUGAUGAUGAUGAACAUUGUUACGAAUCGACCACGCAAACUCAUGGGUUACAAUAUGCGGACCAAAAGUGAUUUAAUACAUCUCGCGCAGGCACUGACGGCUUUGAUUCUGUCCGUUGCACCAAACCUAGAGUCUUUGGCCUUCCCAGAUAUAAGUGCUGAUCCGACAGAGAUACCGUACCUCCAGAAUCUACGCGGUAUACGCUGUCUCAGUAAUAAGGAUCCACUUCUGAGUGAUGAGCGAUUCUAUGAGAACUAUGACCUUGCGGCGCGCAUGAAGUUGGUCGGCAACUUGCCGACCAUGGAAAGUAUAAGGGUGGAGGCCAUAGAGGACAGACACAGCGAUAUAGACCUGGAACCUCGGUCGGCCAACUUCAAGAAAGUGUAUAUCCGGAACUCGAACUACUCCAGCGGAAGCCUGGCCGAAAUCAUCAAGUCGUGCAGACGUCUCCAAGAGUUCAAAUACUCGAUCGGCGGACGGGCUUCUGUCGAUGGUAGCUACCCCAUGUUCGUAGAGAGGGAUCUGCUAGGCGCACUACUAUACCAUAUCAAUACGCUACAGCAGCUCGAGGUGGACGUCGACGAGGGAUUCACUAACCAGCGACCAGCAUCCUGGGACAAAGAUGGCGAAUGUACGAUGGGAGAGGAUCCAUACGAGAAAGACUGCACCGAGGGACGGCCUACGUCACUCCGUGACUUUACCGUUAUGAAUCAUCUCAGAAUUGGCAUUAAGCUGUGGAUGGCCCUUGCACGGGCUAGUAUCAACAAAGGAUACACCACUGGGGCCAAUAGUGAGCAUGACGCCCAGAUCAACUAUCUCAUGAAGAAUCGUGACAGACUACCAUUAUUGAAAGAGAUUGCUGGUGUAGAGGAGCAUAUACCGAAUGCAAAUCAGUUGAAGAUCCUGAUGAAGGCGAGGACGGCUAUGCGUAUUGGCUCCAUUAAGGGUAAAUGGGCCUGGAGUUUGCUGAGGGUCAGAAAGAAUCCAUAUGCCUCUGCCCGGGCAAAGAUAGCUUGCUGA
Aspergillus caelatus is the source of this 1347-nucleotide messenger RNA. RefSeq lists its product as uncharacterized. The record is from RefSeq and is a predicted model, not a curated record. Lineage: Eukaryota; Fungi; Ascomycota; Eurotiomycetes; Eurotiales; Aspergillaceae. The coding region runs from base 1 to 1347 and encodes 448 amino acids. The transcript is spliced from 5 exons.